AUGAGCGUUGUGAACCCGACUCAAGAGUCUUUUGUGAGUUACCCAUUAUUUCUUGUCUUGGUUAUUGAUUUUUUCAUAAUUUCAGGAAAAAGGCAUACCAAUUGUAAAAUGGAAACAAAUAUCUGUAGCUUCUGGUCCAUCUCCGAAACCACGUCAUGGGCAUCGCUCGGUUUCUUUAAAAGAAUUAAUUGUGGUGUUCGGUGGUGGAAAUGAUGGAAUAAUUGAUGAGUUACAUAUUUAUAAUACUAGCACCAACUCGUGGUUUACACCAACAAUUCGGGGUGAAACUCCGCUUCCGUGUGCUGCUUUUGGUGCAGCUGUAAUUGGAACCAGAAUAAUAACUUUUGGAGGAAUGUUAGAAUAUGGAAGAUAUACGAAUGAAAUUCACGAAUUACAAGCAACUCGAUGGGAAUGGAAGAAACUCAAACCACGAGCGAAUGGAACUGAAUAUCCAUGUCCAAGAUUGGGUCAUUCAUUUGCUAUAAGUCAAAAAACAAGCAUCGCUUAUGUUUUUGGAGGAUUAGCAAAUGAUUCAACAGAUCCGAAAAAGAAUGUUCCUCGUUAUCUCAAUGAUUUAUAUUCAAUUGAUGUCUCAGUUGCACCAAAUGUAUUUCAAUGGGAAUGUCCAAAAACAAUCGGAGAAGGUCCAUCAGUUCGUGAAAGUCAUACAGCUGUAAUUGUUGAAAAUAUAAAUAGAAGAGUUAUGAUUAUCUAUGGAGGAAUGAAUGGUUCAAGAUUAGGCGAUGUUUGGUUCCUUAAUUUGGAUAAUUUAUCAUGGUCACAAAUGGAUAAUGUUAUAAAUGGAAAAGUUCCAUUACCAAGAAGUUUACACACUUCAGUUGUUAUUGAUGAUAAAAUGUAUGUGUAUGGUGGAUGGGUUCCAAUGUCAUCAAAUGCUACCGAAAAUGAUCAAUUGAUGGAAAAAGAAUGGAAGUGUACAAAUAGUUUAGCAUGUUUAGAUGUUAAUAAUAUGAUUUGGUCUGAACUUCAUAUGGCAUCAUAUGAAGAAGGUGAGAUAUUUCGAAGAUUUUCGAAAAAAUGAGAAAAGAUCUUAUUUUUUGUUUUCAGAAGAGAUUCCUCGUCCUCGUGCUGGUCACUGUGCUUCGGCUGUUGGUUCAAGAAUGUAUAUUUGGUCAGGUCGAGAUGGAUAUCGAAAAGCUUGGAGUAAUCAGGUAGGUCUCAUUUGAAUCUCGGAUCGGAUAGAUAAAUUCGAGUUUCAACAGAUCCAAAAAGAAACUUUGAAGGUUUGCUGCCGCGAUCUUUGGGUGCUGGAAACUGUGAAACCGGAACAACCGGGACGUGUACAAUUGAUUCGAGCCAGUUUUAAUAGCCUUGAUGUAAGUGUUUUUUGUGUUGGAAAUGUUGGUGGGAAACAUUUUGAAUUUUUUAAAAAUAAAAUAUAAGAAUCAAUUUCUUCCAAAUCUUGAAAAAAUCUUAAAAUAAAUUUCCAGAUAUCUUGGUCUGCUGUUCCUUCAGCCGAUUUUUAUCUUCUGCAAAUUGCGCCGACUGAAAAUAAAACUGAAACUGGAACUGAAUCACCAAACAAAAAUGGAAAUUCAUCAACGACUCCAGUUGUAAAAGUAAUGAGAGGACAACAAGUUCUUCGAGUUGUUAAACAGACAACACCAACAAAUAAUGCGCCCAAAAAAGCGAUUAUUAUUUCGAAAGAAGAUGGAGUUACUCAAAAGUAAGCUGGGAGAUAUUAGAUCUAGAAAUUCUUAAGAAUGGGAAUCAAGAAAGGGUCUUGUUGUCUUAAAAUCAAAUCUGAAAAAAAAGCAGAAGUUUUUGAAAAUUGAAAAUCUGCUCAUGUUUCAAAAUGUUUUCAAAUUCAUUCUAGGAAAAAAAUUAAUGAAAAAUACUUUUUCGAAAAAAAUGAAUUAAUUUGUGCAAAAAAAUUCAUUUGCAAAAAUAGUACUUUUUGAGAAAAAUUUGAAUAAACAAUUUUCUCGCCAAAUUUCACCUGUCAAAAUUGUUGAUUAUUCUGGUUUCCUUUUCAAAUUUCAAAAAUUCUUUGCAGAGUUGUUUUCCUCUCAAACGAAGUGAGCGGCGGUGAAAAACCAGAAACCUCAUCUCCGGCCCAAAAUUCAUCAUCACUUAUAUCAACUCAAGGAACAACUUAUACAGCUCCAUCUCAACAAGGAGAAGAAGGAACUUUGCCUCAGAAUCUUUUCGAAGAAUCUGGAAAUGAAGACGGCGGUGCACCACCAUCACCAGCAAAUCCACCUCAAGAAACACCCAAAAUUGAAGAGAAUAAUCCGAAUGAAGAAGGAUUGGUUGAAGUGAAAAAAGAAGAAGAAGGAGGAAUUAAUGAAUCUGGAGAAAAAGAAAAACAAAAAGAAGGAGAAACUGAAAAUGAAGAAACUAAAGAUGAAAAUGAAACUGGUGCUGAAAAUGAAGUAAAACAAGAAGAAAUAGCUGUAAAAGAAGAGGAACCAGAUAGUGAAAUGGAAUGGUUUGAUAUUGGAUUGGUGAAAAAUUUGCAAUGUGGUGUGACACAUUAUUUUUCGAAAAGUUGGACCAAUAAUAUGGGACAUAAUUUGGAGGUUUGUUGAACAUUUUGGCUCUUUUCAGCUUGGAAAUACAAAGGUAUUAAAUUUGGUUUAUUGAAUUUCAGUUUCUGAGUUCAAGUAAAAGUUUAAAAUUUCAUAUUUCAUAUUAUCUAGCUUUGCCGAAAAUUCGAACAUGAAAAAGUCGUUUCAGAAGCCAUAUUGUUCAAUUUUAAAUUCAUAGCUUGAGUCAAUUGGAUAAUAUUGAAACGUUCUAUCCGAAAAAUAGGAUUUUUAUCAUCCUCUUUACAAUUUUCAGGCAUAUUUGGGUAUGAGUGAACCAAUGUUGGCAUCAAAUGCAAAUAUAACCGCAGAACAACGUGUCAGUCUCGAAUCUGGAACAAGUUAUCGUUUCCGAGUUUGUGCAAUGAAUGGACUUGGAUUAGGAGCAUGGAGUGAAGUAUCGACUUUCAAAACAUGUUUGCCAGGUUUUCCAAGUGCGCCAUCAUCAAUUCGAAUCACAAAAGGAACCGAAGGUGCACAAUUAACAUGGGAACCACCAGGAAAUGCACCAGGAAGAAUAUCUGAAUAUAGUGUGUAUUUGGCUGUCAAAAAUUCGACUGGAGCACCAGAAAGUCAAUUGGCUUUUAUGAGAGUUUAUGUGGGAGGAGAUGCGGAAUGUGUUGUACAACAAAGUUGUCUUCAAUCAGCAUAUGUUGAUCAAACCAAUAAACCAGCUAUUAUUUUUAGAAUUGCUGCCAGAAAUGAAAAGGUAUGUGGGGGUUUUUUUUAGGUGGAAAUAUGUGUCCUUAUUUUGAAAUUGCUAUGGAUCUAUUAAUUUUUUUUUAAAGAAUUGUGGAAUACAAAUAUUAAUUUUUGUUAGAACUUUAUUGUCAAAAGCCAGCCUAAAUUCAUAAUUUUCAUUUUAAAUUCUAAAUUUAUCCCCACAUUCACUUAUUCAAAAAACCUUUCUAAUAUCCGGUGCGUCAAUCCGAACGUCAGUCAUCUUAUUUUUGAAAAAGAUUACUUUUUGUCACCAUUUAUUAGUAUUGUUUUUUAAUCCGAUGCUCUUUUCUUCUCACCCGAAGAAAAUAUUUUGCAUGCUAUUUAUGAGUCAGAAAAUAUUGAACGUUUUCAAGCACGUUUUUUUCUGGAAACCAAAAAUUAUACAUUCUAUUUGGAGGCUUCGAUUGUUUUAGUUUCUAAAUUUAGCAUUUUUGAAAUUCGGAGAAAACAGAAAAAUUUGGGAUAAACAUUCUAGGAAAAUCUAGUUCACAUCAUUUUUUUUCGAACUUCCAAAUUAUAUUUCUGAAUGACAUUAUUUGCAGGGAUAUGGUCCAGCAACUCAAGUCAGAUGGCUCCAAGAUCAAAAACCAAUUCCAACUCAGCCAGGUCCAAGUGCAGCAAUUGCCCGCUUCCCAGUUUCCGGAAAUCCCCAAUCGGCCGCUUUUCAUUAUCAACAAGCACAAGUUCCGAUAAAACGAGCAAGACUCGAAUAA
Messenger RNA from Caenorhabditis angaria, 3985 nucleotides. NCBI's taxonomy places the organism in Eukaryota, Metazoa, Nematoda, Chromadorea, Rhabditida, Rhabditidae. The record is from the annotation of a GenBank genome assembly.